AAAAAAAAAAAAGUACAAUAACUUCAAUUAAUAGUAAAAUUAUUUCUUUUGUAACGUGAGUUACAAUCUAUUUGGAUUGAGGGUGAUGGAUGGGAAGGGAGAGAAACGAGAGGGGAUAGGCAAUAUGGGGAAGGAAGGGGAACACAGGGGAACAGUGGGAGGAUUAGGGAUGGCAAUUUGCCAAGAUCCUCGUGGAGCCUCGUUGCAGGGACGGGUCUGGAUUGCUGCUGCCAAACCAAAUCCGUCUAAGACUGUUGUUGCUACUGUUGCUGCGCCAUGGCUACUGCUGUUGCUACACCCUAGCUGCUGUUGCGCCACUGCUCUGCCACUGUUGCACCGCUGCUGCGCCAUUGCUCCACCACUGCUGUGCCACUGCUCUGCCACUGAUGCGCCACUGCUCCGCCACAACUGCUACUGCACCACUGCCGCUGUUGUUGCUCAAAGUCGAAGUGGAAGUGUAUAUUUAGAUAUUUUGGUGGGGAACGAGGAUCCUCGUUCUCGAUCCCCAUUCCCCGCAAGGAAUGGGGAUGGGGGCAAAAUCUGCUCCCCGUCAAAAAUCUUCGUGAGGAUCUCGUCCCCAUCAUUCACGAGGACAGAGACGGGGACGGGGACAGGGAGAGACUCUCGGCCCUGCAGGGCCUCAUUGACAUCCCUAGGGAAGAUGCCUCCUUCACCUCGUUUAAAUUCUUAAAAAAAAAAAGAAAAAGAAAAAGGAAGGAAAUAAGGGAAUUGUGAUCGCCACCUACCUAAGUAGUUCAAUGAUCAUCUUCUUUUGCGGGAAAUAAGAGGUCUUAAUUGUG
Molecule: messenger RNA, 800 nt
Organism: Rubroshorea leprosula
Lineage: Eukaryota; Viridiplantae; Streptophyta; Magnoliopsida; Malvales; Dipterocarpaceae
Source: the annotation of a GenBank genome assembly